AUGUAUAUCGAGAAUGACUUGCAUAGUCAGGGGCGUCUUAGUUCACUCCGACUGCGGCUGAAGCUAUUACUCUUGUGGCUCGUCGCUAUCGAUGGCGAUGAGGAUAUUUUACUCAAGUAUAAGAACUAUGUUCCCAUGUCCUCCAUGACCAACUAUAUAUUCUUCUUUGGUGGCAGAGUACGAACGUUGCGAGGCCGCAGACAGUUAUCGCUGGCCGUACUGUUUGUCAUUGUGGUUCCUGUGGUACUCUUUUCGAUAUUCGAGACAAACUCCAUCUGGUCACAUGGACAAGGUUAUAAGAGUCUCGUGGUAUUAUUUUACUAUUUUUGGUGCUUGACGCUGACUAUGUUUCUCAUGGCAGCCACUUCAGAUCCCGGAUGUUUACCAAGAAACCUGCAUGUUCCUCAGGUUAGUCGUAAUUACCAAAUACCUCAAGAAUAUUACAACAUAGUAAAUUUACCAUCUAACCAGCAAAGUCUUCCGAUACAAAUGAAGUAUUGCCGAUCUUGUAGGAUCUGGCGUCCUCCAAGGGCAUCGCAUUGUUCGACAUGCGGUUGCUGUGUGAUGGUACACGAUCACCACUGUGUUUGGAUUAACAACUGUGUCGGCCAACGUAAUUACCGUUUCUUCGUUACAUUUUUGGUAAGCGCAGUAAUUACAUGUAUCAUGUUAAUAGCUAACUGUGGUACCCAUUUACAUCGUACUAGGAAUGGAUCUCACGGAACACCUGUAUCUGUUUUACUAAUCAUCUGGGCAGGUCUCUCUAUAUGCUACCCUGCUACCUUACUAGCAUAUCACAUAGCGAUGACCGGAACCCAACAGACUACAAGAGAGUACCUGUUACAAAUUGGAUCUAAGAACCCUGUCAUGCAUCGAAUUCGGUUGAACGCCCUAAAUGUUUAUGAUACCCAUGACUUUUUCAAGAAUAUGUUCUUACUAAUGGCGCAGGUACGAGGUCCCAAGUUGAUGGACCCCAGGGAGUCACACCCGCCAGGAGAUUGGCGGUUCGUCAAACUACCAUGA
Messenger RNA from Maudiozyma saulgeensis, 1023 nucleotides. NCBI's taxonomy places the organism in Eukaryota, Fungi, Ascomycota, Saccharomycetes, Saccharomycetales, Saccharomycetaceae. The record is from the annotation of a GenBank genome assembly.